Brassica oleracea var. oleracea is the source of this 1798-nucleotide messenger RNA. RefSeq lists its product as uncharacterized. NCBI's taxonomy places the organism in Eukaryota, Viridiplantae, Streptophyta, Magnoliopsida, Brassicales, Brassicaceae. The coding region runs from base 853 to 1443 and encodes 196 amino acids. The transcript is spliced from 2 exons. The record is from RefSeq and is a predicted model, not a curated record.
AGAUGUUGAGAGGAUUUGUGAUAAUUGAUGCAUCAUCUUCUUUUUUUUUUUUUAAUAUAUAUAUUUAUUUCACCACCCGAGAACACGGAAAUUCAAGUUUUGAUUAAAAGCCCAAUUCGAACAAAAUGAUCUAAUUCAAACAAGAAAACAGCUAGCUUCGCUCAACCACCACCCCGACGCAUUCCGCUAGCCGUCUCCGCAAUCCUUAGAUUGUCAAUCAUAUCCCCGUUCUCAACCGUUAAUGUUAUCCACAAGGAAGGUGGUGUUCACCUCGUUUCCUCGGUUGUCGGUUACUUCUCGUGACAUUGCCGGAGUAGCUGGUUCAUGACGAUCUCAUUGAGCUUGUUCUCUCCACUGACUUGAAGCUCAUUGACCGAAAGGAGGAGAGGCAGAGAACAUACCAGAGCCUCGAGAACUCUAGACGUAAUGAAGAUAGGAAGGCCGAAGACACUAACCAAGGAGAGCGCUCCGUAAAACCAGACUGUACACCGUAUCUUCACCGCCAAAACCAAACUCAGAGAGAGGCCAAAGACCCCCGACCGAGAACAAGACCACACAAAGCGGGUCCGAGACGACUGCCGCACCUGAUCCGGUGAAGCUCUGUGACCUGCAAAACAAGUUAUUAGCAAAGCAGCACCACCAUAAGCAACCAAGAGGCUGUCCAUGGCGCGGGGAUGUGCUACUAUGCCGAAAGGAGACACCGGUGAACGAGAGAACCCGCGAAGACAACCCGCAGAUCUCGUUGUCACCACCAAUCGCCGCCUUCGAGAACCGAAGGGCGGUAACCUGAACCUCGUCGACUAAGAUUCAUAGGGAACCGGAACACGAGCCGGAAAGUGAAGGAACCGGAAGAUGAGCGUUUACUACACUGCCUCGGAGACGGCCAUAGACGACCGCUCCGACACCGCAACACAGCAAACCACAACGAACCACCAUGAAAGGCAACAACACACGCCAUUACCCUACACUAAGCCCGCCCUCGAGUUGAAAGAACCUCCAAGGCAUCCAUGGCAGAAGCAAACGAUGGCGGCUCACCAAGACGCCGAGAAUGAGACCACCAACCGCAACCGCUGUCUCUCCAAGCCGACCGGAAACCAGAUCGGAGCGGAGCGGCUCCACCUCCUUCACACGCUGAGGCCUCUCCGGAUGGUGAAAGGACCAUCUGUACAACCCAAAAAGCCGACUUCUUCAACAGCCAAGCCUGACCCUUACUGUGUCGAGACUCCACCACCAUCUGAAACCACAACGGACCCGGAUCUCCUCGCGAGCAGAGAUGAAUACGAGCAAUUCUCUGGCGCAGAACCAACAACAAGACGGCAAGAGCGGCAUGGGGUUGAAGAAGCAAAGGAAAGACGAGAUCGUAGGGAGAGAGGGGAGGCUCCGGCGCCGGAACGCGCGCACACGCGCCGUCCAGAUGCCGGACCCGAGCUAUGUUGCGUUUAGAUCUAGGGAGCGGAGGAGAGAGAAGGGAGCGGGGAGUUGAUGCAUCAUCUUUGUCUUUUCUUUUCUCCAGUUACAUAUUGAGAAUAGUGGGCCAACUUGUCACCAUGCAUUGCUGCUUCUUUAUUCAAAAAGUGAUAGAAAAUUAGAAUUUUGUCUAGAUUCUACAUGUUGGAAACAAAAAAACAAAGGUAUAAUAAUGGACCUCAAUUCUUAGAUAUAAAACUGAUUGGUAGUACUGAAAGUGUUUAUAUAUAUGGAGUGUGGAUAAGUUAACGGAGGUACUGCAUGGUUCAUAAGAAUGAGAAUCCAAUACACUAAAAGAAGAAAAUUUACUACAAAAGCAGAAGAUGCUUAA